Gadus macrocephalus (Pacific cod) is the source of this 1050-nucleotide messenger RNA. It is a transcript of the gene dub, whose product is annotated as duboraya. NCBI's taxonomy places the organism in Eukaryota, Metazoa, Chordata, Actinopteri, Gadiformes, Gadidae. The transcript has 8 exons. The record is from RefSeq and is a predicted model, not a curated record. The coding region runs from base 139 to 1050 and encodes 303 amino acids.
GAGUGUGCGCGCUAAAUAUAACCAGCCCCGGAGAGCGCCCUCCCAGAAGGGCUGGUGCUCAACUUCUAACAUAACUCAGAGAGCAGAGAGCGACCCGUACGCUAAACAAACUUUACGCGGGCUUCGAUUACUCGGAGUAUGGAGGAGGAGGCCCCAGUGAAGCGGUCCGUGGCAGAACUGGCGGGGAAGUUUAAAAAUGUCGUCCCUGACAAUGAGCCAGCACCCAAGCCGGUCAGACUUCGCCCUCCCCGGUCCUUACAGAUCCAGUUACAGCACCCUGCAGAACAAGAGAAAGCAGAUGGCGCCACCACCCAGCUCGCUGCAGGACGACCCAAGCGGAACUCUGCCCUCAUAGAGAAGUUACAGGCUAACUUAGCCCUCUCUCCCUCUGCCCUUCUGACAUCGCCCUUGAGCCCCGGCUUCAAGUUCUCCCCCCCAGCUUUCACUCCUUCCUCCCCCUGCCGCCCCGCUUCCUGUCACACCCCGGUUGCCGGGGUAACGCCGGUGACACCCACCAGCCCGCUGGCUGUCCUCACACCGCAGAGCGAGGAGGAAGCCCCCGCUUCCUUCGAAACCCCCCCCAGCGCCCAGGACGGAGCCGUGCUCGUCAGCAUCAUUAAGACCAGGGCCCGCCUCUCCAUCAAGAGACGGCCUCCCUCCCGGCGCAACAGGACGGCCAGCAGCGGGGAGGAAGGGGGCGUGUCUCCCAGCACGGAGGACACGCCCCCUCUGGCCCCCUCCAGCCAGCCAGGGGAGGCGGAGCCAAAGGGUGAAGGAGAUGACGAAGGGGCGGCGCCGAGGAGCCAGGAGGUGCUCGAUGGGGAGGAGGCCCCCAGCGAGGGGCUCCCCGGACCCCCGUCGGCGAUGGAUCAGGAGGGACAUGCAGUCCCACAGACGGGAACUCCUCCAGAGCCUCUGAACAGCACUGAGACCAAGGGAGGAGGAGGAGGAGGAGGAGGAGGAGGAGGAGGAGAUGAAUGGGACUCGGAUGUGACUGGUUUGACUGACUGUGGAACCUACGACGUACCUCAGACUUGUAAAGCGGUGUGA